GAAAAGCGAGAUUUUAGGGGAAUGUUACAGAGUGGUGCGGCAGCUUAGCUUGAAGUAGGGGAGGAAUUUGGGCAAACAUCUUCUUUUUCCUUAAUGAGAUGGAUGCAGAGGAGUUGUGUUCCUGUGGUACUGCAGCUCUCAUUACUGAGCCACAGUUUACUCAGCUAUUCAGAAAAUGCUUGCAGAGAGAGGGGAUCCUGGACAGGCGUUACAAUGUGCAGAAACUGCCCAACGGCACCAUGGCAUUGCCUGUGCUGGGCCGAAGCCUCACUGCACAGCGCUUACAGCAGUUAAAGGAAAGCAUCCCCCCUGGAAGAACCUGUGCUCUGACAUGGAUCCAGAAUCCCAUUCCCUCAAAAGUGACCAGGAUCCAGCUACCCCAUCAGAAACUGUGGAAUGAAGUACAAAACCUGAUGAAGAUCCAUGGGAUCCCCUGGUCCGAAGAGCUGGAGAGAGAUCUGCCAUGCUCCUGGCAGCGGCAUGGUGAUCUGAUUCUGCUGAGUGAAGACAGCUUCAGGGCAACGCUCUGGGGAAAACUGGGACAGGAGCUCUGGAAGGUGGUCGCUAGUGCUCUGGGGGCCCGGCGUUUAGCCAAACGUGGGCGCGUGCAAUCGGAUUUAUUUCGAUCCCCAACAGUGACCCUACUUCUGGGGCAAGAUGGCUGGGUUGAACACGUGGACAAUGGCAUCCGGUACAUGUUUGAUGUGACCCAGUGCAUGCUGUCUCCAGGAAACAUCACUGAGAAGCUGCGGAUAGCAUCUCUGCAGUGCGCUGAGGAAGUGGUGGUAGAUCUGUAUGCUGGCAUCGGCUAUUUCACCCUGCCUUACCUAGUCCAUGCCGGUGCCGCCUUUGUCCAUGCCUGUGAGUGGAACCCCCAUGCUGCGGAAGCCCUGCGGAAGAACUUGCAGCUGAAUGGUGUGGCGGAUCGGUGCCAGGUCCACCAGGGAGAUAACAAGAAGCUGGAAUUGAGGGACGUGGCUGACAGGGUGAAUCUGGGGCUGAUCCCCUCCUCAGAGGAAGGCUGGCCAGUCGCCUGCUGGGUUUUGCGGAAGGACGUUGGAGGCAUCCUUCAUAUUCACCAGAAUGUGGAAUCCUUUCCUGCAAAGGCCCCGAACUCACGUCAGAAGCCAGAGCAGGUUCAGCCGCAUGAGCACGGACUGGGGCAAACGGCAUACAGCACGCAAGAGGCCAGAGUGGCCCAUGAAGCCCACCCAGUUCUACAGGAUGCUGGAAAGAAGGAACCAACCCGUGCGGCCCGGUGUGCGUGGCAGAGGUGGGCAGAAGCCACCAGGACCCGCAUCAGGACUUUGCUGGAGGAGUUGGAUGGGAAGCCAUGGAGGACCCAAAUCCUGCACAUCGAGCGAGUGAAAUCUUAUGCCCCUCAUGUGCAUCAUCUCGUUUUGGAUUUGAAGUGCCAGCCGGCUGCGCAGCACACUGAGGAAUCAGUCUCUGCUGCAGGAGUAGCCCUGGAGGGUGGCUUCACUCUUGGACAGGAAACCUCCGAGCAAACAAUAUUGGGUGCAAAUAGCAGGGUUCAGAGUCUGUCUCAGAAUGGCACACUAGGUCCCUCUGCUCAGUAGACAUGAAAUAAGCCAUCAACAACAACAAUUAAAUACUAGAGAGAAGGAACAUAAGUUGCUUGGACCAGAAAGUCUGUCUAGCUGUUCCUAGAGAAGCCUUUGGGAAAGUCCACAAACAGGGCAUGUCCUGCGCAUAGGUGCAUCGAUUAUGGAUGUCCUGAUGCAGGUUUAAAAAGAUACUUCAUUUGUAUGUGCUUGAACAAUAAUGUGUUUUUUAAAAUAAAUAGAUGAUGCAAUAA
Molecule: messenger RNA, 1819 nt
Organism: Varanus komodoensis (Komodo dragon)
Lineage: Eukaryota; Metazoa; Chordata; Lepidosauria; Squamata; Varanidae
Gene: TYW2
Product: tRNA methyltransferase 12 homolog
Exons: 8
Coding region: 99-1580 (493 amino acids)
Biological process (GO): tRNA methylation
Cellular component (GO): cytoplasm
Molecular function (GO): tRNA methyltransferase activity
Source: RefSeq, a predicted model, not a curated record